GAAGAGGCCAUCCCUGGCCUGGCUUGCAGGGGCCGCACUCCCCAAAGUCCCGCGUGACACGCAGAAGAGAGGGCUCGUCCAGCGCCUCCGAGGCGCGCUGCUACAGGCGCGCAGGCGCUGGGGCCUUCGCUUGGUGAGGCUGGUGGUCUCCGUGGUUGUGGGUGUCGAGCUGAUGGCAGCCCGGGACGCGGAGACCGCCGCCAGGCUGGUGCAGGAUGCUAUGGAGGCAGCCAGCAACGGAGUCAAGGACUUCACUGGAAAGAAGGACUACAAGUUUGGAGACGUCACGAAAGCGGCCAUGACGAAGUUCGCAUCCGGCCUGAAAUCCGGCAUCAGCUCUUACACUGGCAAAGAGGACUAUGAGUUCGGUGACCUCACGAAAGCCACUGUCUCCAAAUUCACAGGGAAGGACAGCUACAAGUUUGGAGACAUCACCAAAGCUGCCGCGGAGAAGAUCUCGGACGCGGCGAGCUCGACUGCGAAGCAGAUAACGGGGAAGGAGGACUACGAGUUUGGCGACAUCACUCGGAGCCUGAUUUCCAAGGUUCGAGGUCGAGAUGGCGAAGAUGACGAAGGCGAUCGAGCGAAGAGCUGA
Messenger RNA from Symbiodinium natans, 595 nucleotides. Lineage: Eukaryota; Dinophyceae; Suessiales; Symbiodiniaceae. The record is from the annotation of a GenBank genome assembly.